Salmo salar (Atlantic salmon) is the source of this 4304-nucleotide messenger RNA. The record is from RefSeq and is a predicted model, not a curated record. NCBI's taxonomy places the organism in Eukaryota, Metazoa, Chordata, Actinopteri, Salmoniformes, Salmonidae.
AUGUGUGUUUGUUUCAGAGUGCUACUGGACAACACAGAGGAACUGAUCGAGAUGCAGACCAGGAAUGAAUCGUCAGACCCUCGAAGCAGCGUAUCUUAUUAUGAUCGAUACCAUUCUCUGGAGGACGUAAGAGACCUGAUUGUGUCAUAUAUACUGUUGGAUCAACAAGACUGCCCAGGAACACCCAGACAUGGUCAAAGUCAUCCUGAUUGGCUCAUCUUGUCUGGACGACAAGAGAGAGCUGAAAAGAGAGCUAUGUGGAUUGACUGUGGCAUUCAUGCUAGAGAAUGGAUCUCCCCAGCUUUCUGCCUGUGGUUUGUGCAAUAUUCCUUGAAUUUCUAUAAUCUAAACAAUGAUAUCACUGAGAUGCUGAACAGUAUGGACAUCUAUGUGCUGCCUGUCAUGAACCCGGAUGGAUACAAGUACACAUGGACAACGAAUCGAAUGUGGAGGAAGAAUCGUUCCUCGAGCAAGGAAAGCAACUGUGUUGGAACCGACCUCAAUAGAAACUUUGAUGCAAACUGGUGCACGAAGGGAGCCUCCAACAGGCCCUGUGAUGAGAUAUAUUGUGGCCAGUUCCCAGAGUCGGAGCCUGAGGCAGAAGCCGUGGCUAACUUCUUGCGCAGCCACAAAGACUCGGUAAAGCUCUACCUCUCCAUCCAUUCCUAUGGUCAGAUGCUGCUCUUCCCAUACUCCUGCUCCAAUGAGGAGGUGCCUAACUACGCCGAGUUGUUUGAGCUUGUACAGGAGGCAGCCAUGAAAAUCAGAAGAUACUACAGGAACAACUACAAAUAUGGCGCAUCAGCAAAAACAAUAUACGUAGCCCCCGGAGGUUCUGACGACUGGGCCUACAACCUGGGCAUCCACUACUCCUUCACCUUUGAGCUGGAGGACCGUGGUCGAUAUGGUUUCCUCCUACCGCCAUCAUUCAUCUCCAACGCCUGCAAUGAAGCCCUCCUCGCUCUUAAGAGUAUCGCUCUCAGAGUCAUUCAGAAAACACAACCCCAACCCUAACCCUUUAUGCCCCUGAGAAGUUGGCUGUGUAAACCUGAGCAGUUUCACGUCUGAUUUGGUCCAAAGUAAUCCCUUUUAUCAAAGCCUAUUUUGUGUGCGUGUCUGUCAAACAUGAUUGUAAAUUGUAUCAUCUUUUAUUUUUUAUAAGGAGUGGGGCAGUCCCAAUCAUUACAUAAUUAGUUGUUUGUUGGAGGAGAGGAAAGACGGGGGAGAGAGUGCUGAAAUAGCAAUGGGUCUGAUUCGAACCCAUGCUGCAGCAAGCUGUGUUCCACUGGCAACGGCUUAGACCGCUAGGCCAGCCUAGUGUCACUCUAGCACAGCAUUCAUGUUUUUGUAGUAAGUAAUCAUAGACACUAAUGAAAUCUUUCUUUCAAUUCCUUUCUUAUUCCUAUUAUCCUCCUACAGUUUUGAAGCUUUAAACUGUAGUGGUGUUGACAGUUCUCUGUGUGUAGGCUUCUAAUGGUGUAACAAAGAUGAAUAUUCCAACAGAAAACAAUAAUGAAAUUAGAUAUUUAAAUGUUGAUGUUUUGGCCUUUCUGAGAAUGCCAAUUUUUUUCACUGGCUUCCCUUUAGUUUGAAGCAUGGCUAGAAAACAUAACAUCAUUGCACUGCUUAGAAUACUCUUAACACAGAUGUCAUUGUCAUAUACAGGCCGCAUAGAUAGAAAAAGGACCCCUUUAGGGCCAUUGUUGGCCGGUCACGUGCAAGCCGAACUGUCAAAACCUCAGUCAUGUGUCACUUCAGUGGACCCUCUUAAUACAUAUUGACUUCAAUUCUUCAAUCGCAUGUUUAAAACUACAAUGCACCGUGGGAAACUAAGGUUGGCAGGAGUCACAAGGUGAUCAGAGUGUGUUGGUUUCCUCUUCAUUGUAGUUGAAAAUGUAAAAUACUUCACAAUAAAUCACACACAGACUAGAGCAGUGCAGGAAACAUACACUGCAUGACCAAAGGUAUGUGGGCGAUAUACUAUAUAUACAAAAGAAUGGACACCCCUUCAAAUGAAUGGAUUUGGCUAUUUCAGCCACACCCAUUGAUGACAGGUGAAUAAAAUCGAACACACAGCCGUGCAAUCUCCAUAGACAAACAUUGGCAGUAGAAUGGCCUUACUGAAGAGCUCAGUGACUUUCAACAUGGCACCGUCAUAGGGUGUCACCUUUCCAACAAGUCAGUUCAAAUUUCUGCUUAAGCUGCCCCAGCCAACUGUAAGGGCUGUUAUUGUGAAGUGGAAACGUCUAGGAGCAACAACGGCUCAGCCGCAAAGUGGUAGGCCACACAAGCUCACAGAACGGUACCGCCGAGUGCUGAAGCAUGUAGGGCGUAAAAAUCGUCUAUUCUCAGAAGCAAUGUCAGCACAUUAAUGACAUCGAUUUACAUGGCCGAGCAGCUGCACACAAGCCUAAAAUCACCUUGCGCAAUGCCAAGUGUUGGCUGGAGUGGUGUAAAGCUCGCUGCCAUUGGACUCUGGAGCAGUGGAAAUGGACAAAUCAGUGUUUGGCUGAUGCCAGGAGAACGCUGCCUGCCCGAAUGCAUAGUGCCAACUGGAAAUGUUGGUGUAGGUGGAAUAAUUGUCUGGGUCUGUUUUUCAUGGUUCGGGCUAGAGCCCUUAGUUCCAGUGAAGGGAAAUCUUAACGCUACAGCAUACAAUGACAUUCUAGACGAUUCUGUGCUUCCAACUUUGUGGCAACAGUUUGGGGAAGGCCCUUUCCUGUUUCAGCAUGAUAAUGCCCCCGUGUACAAAGUCCAUACAGAAAUAGUUUGUUGAGAUCGGUGUGGAAGGACUUGGCUGGCCUGCACAGAGCCCUGACCUCAAACCCAUAAUACACCUUUGGGAUGAAUUGGAACCCCGACUGCGAGCCAGGCCUAUCGCCCAACAUCAGUGUCCGACCUCACUAAUGCUCUUGUGGCUGAAUGAAAGCAAGUCCCCGCAGCAAUGUUCCAACAUCUAGUGGAAAGCCUUCCCAGAAGAGUGGAGGCUGUUAAUAGCAGCAAAGGGGGGACCAACUCCAUAUUGAUGCCCAUGAUUUUGGAAUGAGAUGUUCGACAAGCAGGUGUCCACAUACUUUUGGUCAUGUUGUGUAUGUCAGAGAGAACCUUGAGGCCCAGCAAGAUGGCUGGAGCUGGUGCUCAUCAUUCAGGUAACAAUACAAACACACACAUCAAAUCUCUUACCAGAAGAAAAUAUAUAUUUUCAUUCUCAGAGCUUGAAAUAGCAACUGAACAUGUAACCAAAGCUGAGACAAAAAUAAAGAUGAGGUUGCAGGAGAAGAAAAUGUCUGUCAGAUUGAUGUUAUAAUAGCAAUGUGUGCCUCAGUAUAUUUUCAUUUGAUGGAAGAGACCCUCUGGAGCUGCUGCAGUGUGUUCUACUGGCUGGGAUCAUAGGCCUAUGUGUCUACUGUAAUGAGUACAACAACCUGACUAAAGAGAGACGAACUAGAGACCAGCCACAACAACCUGACUUAAAGAGAGCAAACCAGCUUCAGAGAGAGACAGAAAGACUGAGACCGUGGUAAUAGGGUUUUUAUUAGCCGAUAUGUUUCGACUUGAGGUUGAGCAGUAAAUACAUCUUCCCCUUCAAGUCAGAAGGAUCCUCAGCCAUAAUGUUUGCACCGCAGUGAUGAAUGCGGAUAUGGCUAGAAAACGUACCCCAAUCCAGGGAUGGAAGAUGUGCCUGUACUCCUAAUGAUCCCAUUAUCCGAUAUGGAAAAUCAAGAAGAUUGAAAUAGUGCUCGUUCUAGCAUUAGCUAGCCUAGCAUGCUGACGAAAAAGGCAGUUAAAUAAAAAAAUGUGCAGUAAUUCAGUCUUCUUGAUUUUCUAUAUCUAUUCAUCAUCAAUUGCAGUAUUAGUGUUGAUGAUAAUAGUUCUAAUCACACUUAAUAACUGUUAGUAAAUAUCCAAUUCAUUAUGUGUAUGUUUUCUAAAUGAUGUCAUGAACCAAUAACUCCUUUACAGUUGGUUUCUAAUUGAAAUAAUAAAUCAUUUAUAAAAUAUGAAAAUACAAUUAACAGACACCUUAGUCAUUAAACAUGACAAAUAUUUUGUAACAGUGUUCAUGAAAAUAAUGUUUAAUUGACAUUUUUAUGUUUGUGCUUUUCUAAUAACCAAUUUCUGUGUUCAUGAGGGACUCAUUGAACGAAUCCUCACUAUCAGUAUCUGCAAUUUGGCAGUACGCCCAGAAACUUGUUUUGAGAACGAAAGAUAUCUUAGUUUCAAGGUCUCAGCUUUGAGAGAAGAAGCCUCGUGAGUUAUUAGUCUGUCACAUGCAUGACCCAGUGUUGGUCGGUCACAUGAAA